AAUUUCAAAUUUCAAUUCAAAAGUAUGUUUAUGUUUUUUUUUUCAGAUUUACAAUAUCGAAGCAAAGGCAAACGGAGAUUAUGAAAGAUUACCUGGUGGAAAUGUUUCUAUAAUCAUUUAUUAUUACAAUAUUGUAACCGCUCAUAAUGGAGCAGACGAAACGGUUGAUUUUGAAGGAAUACAAAGAUUUGAGCCAAACUUUGGAUUAUCAACUUUUACAAACAAAGAUAACUUAACAGAAUAUAAGUAUGAUGUUACCAAAGAGUUGGUAAAAAGAAAUCUGUCAUCUAUUCUUCAAAGGAUGUUAAUGUUGAAUGUGAAGUUUGCACUUUAUUCACUGAAAGUAGACUUGGAAAACAAACAAACAAGAUGCCUUAAUAUUGAUGGAAAUGUUUCAUUUAAAAACAACGACAAUAAUGGACAGGUUGUGAUCAAGUUAACGACCCUUACUUUUCCAAUCAAAUGUCAAUGGUCCACCAACAUCCAAAAGCAAUGUGAAGUAGACAACAAAGAUGUAGUUAUAGUAUUUGCAUUUUUAACAUCAAUUGAAGACUUUGUAGCGUUUGUUCUUGGACUAAUCAUACUUGCGUAUAUUUGGAGGUUUAAAUCGUACCCAUAUACUGAAUGCUUUCGCAAUAUUCAGUGGUGGAAUCUCGUGUCUGUAGCAGGUGGUAUUUGUUCUAUAGUUGGCAUUUAUCGGAUAUCGGAUAUGUUAACAGAACAGUUAGAAGAAGAGCGCGUUUUGUUGAGUAAGUGGGAUAAUAACCUUGUUUUGCUAGGAUCAGGAUGUCUUUUAACUUGGUUUUCAGUUGUACGUUUCUUCAGAAUACACAAAAAAUUUACCCUUCUAAUCAAAACACUUCAGAGGGCAGCUGGUGAUUUAAUCCUUUUUCUAAUCUGGGUAGUACUUAUCUUUAUUGGAUUCUGGUUGUAUUGUUACAUUGUCCUUGGUCCCUACCACUUUAAGUUUCAAAAGAUGUCAACCGCAGCAGAAACUUUUAUUUUCAAUUAUCAACGGAGAUGAAAUAUUUGCAACAUUCUCCAAUUUACAAGAAGAGUAUGUUGGGAGCACAACUAGUAUUUAUGCGUUUUCAAGAAUUGUUAUAUACACUUAUGUGUCUUUGUUUACUAUCUUGGUUCUUAAUCUGCUAAUUGCGUUGUUC
Ruditapes philippinarum (Manila clam) is the source of this 1163-nucleotide messenger RNA. RefSeq names its product mucolipin-1-like. Gene Ontology annotation, molecular function: NAADP-sensitive calcium-release channel activity. Bases 302 to 1024 code for a protein of 240 amino acids. The transcript is spliced from 9 exons. The record is from RefSeq and is a predicted model, not a curated record. Gene Ontology annotation, cellular component: plasma membrane; lysosomal membrane. Lineage: Eukaryota; Metazoa; Mollusca; Bivalvia; Venerida; Veneridae.